AUGCCCGUCAAAGUCAUCACCACAGAACUCGGGCACUCUCUCCCACCAGAGCAGCCUCACAACAUCACCUUUCACAUUCCCGGCUGGGAGACAGCCAAAGCCCUCCGCAGAGGUGACCCAAACCUCUUGUCUAAACUCAGCUCCAUCUACCCCCGUUUCGGCCCAUGGUGUGAAGUGCGUCAGCUCUCAACCGCCCUCCACAAAGCCCUCUCCCUCCCAGAAACCUACGGCCUCAUCAUCUUCGUCCACCCCGACUCCUUCACCACCGCCCAACGCUACUCCUCCGACGGCAAAUGGCGCAAACCGGAGCACCUCGUCCCCCCAUCCGACCUCUGGUUCCGCGUAGUCGAAAUCCCCAUUUCUUCCGAGGACAAAGUCAGGCUGUAUAUCACCGCCUUCCCCCAAAAGCACGCCCCGGGGGUAGUAGGCACAUGGCAAAACUAUGGCUGCGGCAUCUCCUCCCGCCUAGCCGCCGCCUGCCUUGCCCACCUUGACUCCCUUGCCAUCCUCCCAUUUACCGCCACCGGCGCGGACGAUGUCUCCCUCCCCAACAUCCCCGAACCAACCUAUCUCCCCCUGACCGAAGCCCACACCGGCCUCAAGUCUCGCAUCGUCGAGCUAGCUCAACGCUCUCCGCUCGACAAGGAGAAAGCGAAUUUAUUGUCACCGGAGAAUGUCUUCCUUUACCCUACUGGCAUGGCCGCCGUGUGGAGGUUGCACAACGCGCUUAUCACCCUUCGUCCAGAAGGGGAGAUUGUCGUUUUGGGGAGUGUGUUCCACAACAGCUACCACCUCUUCGAGGAGUCACCCAACGGGAUGAAGCACUUUGGGAGCUGUGACGCAAAGUCGAAUCUGUUUGACGAAUUGGAAAAGUAUCUGGAGGGGGAGAAACAAAAAGGGGGGAGGCCGGCGUAUUGCUUUGCCGAGUUCCCUUCUAAUCCGAUUCUGGUCUCGGUUGAUUUGCUUAGGUUGAGGAAACUGGCCGAUAAAUACGACUUCCCUAUCAUCAUAGACGACACAAUCGGCUCCUUCGCCAAUAUCGACGUCCUCCCCGUCGCCGACGUCAUCGUAACCUCCAUAACCAAGUCCCUCUCCGGAUACGCCAACUGCAUGGGCGGCUCCCUCCUCCUCCCCCCGUCCACCCCCCUCUCCCCCUCCCUCUCCCCCCUCCUCACAACCACCUUCCGCAACGAGUACUUCCACCCCGACGCCUCCCUCCUCCUCUCCAACUCCCAAUCCUACCUCGCCCGCUCAGCAACCCUAAACUCCAACGCCCUAUCCCUAGCCACCUACCUCAACUCGGAAGCCCAGGACCCCUCCUCCCCCGUAAAAGCAGUUUUCUAUCCCCCCUUCCUAGACACAAAGCCCAACUACGACGCCGUAAUGCGCGCGCCAACUCCCGAGUUCCCUAACCCGGGGUACGGCUGCCUUUUGGCCGUCGAUUUCGAAUCCCUCGACCUGGCAAAGACAUUCUACGAUAACCUGUCCGUAUACCAGGGUCCUCACCUCGGUGCCCACCUCACUCUUGCCUUCCCCUUCAACGAUGCAAUCUGGGGCGUUGAGCCAGAGGCGGCGGAGUACCUCAAGACUUUUGGGGCGAACCCAGAGCAGGUCCGGGUAUCGGUUGGGUUGGAGAGUGAGGAGGAGCUGAUCGAUACCUUCAAAUACGCCGUGGAAAAGGCAAAGGGGGAAAAAAAGAGGCUGACAAGUCAAAACUGACAACAGCAGAUACAAUGACAAAAUGAAGCCCCUUAAUUCAACGUUCUAAGCUACUAUAAUCUGUGAUCAACGGAACUGAAACCAUCCGCUACUCUUGAACUUCGUAAUCCGUAUGCUCUGCAAUCCUAUACCCAAUCUCAACAAACACUCCAAAACACACCCGCUUAGUGGAAGUUCUCCGGGUGCAAAAUUCCAUGCAUAUUCCCCUUUUUGACCCUCUCCAGUGUCAAAGCCGCAAUCAAUGCAGCGCCCACGCCGCUUCCAUCCUCGGCGGCCAAGAUCUCGAUGGGGUCGUCAUCGUUGGGAUCCGCCUUUGCGGGCCAGUCGAGAAUCUCACGAAGGGCAGCCGCACCGCGCUUCUUGAAGUGAGGGUACUUGUUGAAUACCGACCCGUCAGCGCCGACGUGGCAUUCCUUAUAGCCCUUCUUUUUGCUGAUGGCAGCAACGCCGCAGGCUGAGAGACGGGCGGCACGGGUGCCAAUCAGCUCCGCAGCACGGCGGAUAAGCUCGAGCUCUGAGGGGUU
Molecule: messenger RNA, 2243 nt
Organism: Podospora pseudocomata
Lineage: Eukaryota; Fungi; Ascomycota; Sordariomycetes; Sordariales; Podosporaceae
Exons: 4
Coding region: 1-1719 (572 amino acids)
Biological process (GO): transsulfuration
Molecular function (GO): pyridoxal phosphate binding; cystathionine gamma-synthase activity
Source: RefSeq, a predicted model, not a curated record